This is a messenger RNA of Porites evermanni, 5368 nucleotides long. The record is from the annotation of a GenBank genome assembly. Lineage: Eukaryota; Metazoa; Cnidaria; Anthozoa; Scleractinia; Poritidae.
CGUUACAAGGAAUGAAUCUUUCGGAAGGUGAUUCUCGUGCACUUAACACGUGGCAGAAAUUGUGUUUUAACGCCGAGUCGUCAAAUACAAGUCCUUCGUCAAGAGCGGACGCCUGGCGAAGAUUGCUUAUUCAAAUUCACACUUUGAAAAGAAGGUUGGUGGAUGUAUAAUAAGACAAGCUUAAGCUUUUUGGCCCAUAAAAUGUACUGCAUUGUAUUUAAUUGUUAUUGUAUCGUGGGCAAUUUUUAUCUAUUUAUGUCGUGAUGUUAUAGUUGAGCGGUACUGUACUUUCUAUCUAGUCCCAGUUGUUCAAACGCUGGAUAAUUAUAACGCUAUCCACUGGAUAAAUAUAUCUAUCCAGUGGAUGAUGGCGCAGUUUGUUUCCCUAAUAAUCCUACUUAUCCGGCCCCAGUUUUUCAAAAACUGGAUAUCGCAAUCCACUGGAUAAAUCACUAUCCACCGGAUAGCGGCGCAAUUAGUUUCCCUAACACCUAUGCAUCACUUAUCCCCUGGAUAGUGCAUGAUUUAUCCGGUGGAUAGUGCUAUCCAACGUUUGAACAACUGGAGCCUGAUGUUUAGUGAUUUAUGUGGUGGAUAGCACCAUCCAUCUUUUGAAACAAUACUAUUCGAUAACCUACUCUUCUCCAGACGUGCCCUAUACUGAGACAAUUAUGUACCAGUCAAUUCCAAAACCACUCAUGCCCCUGGGUAAACCCCUGAGCAUUCGACUUUUUUGAAAAAUUUUGGUCAAAAUCCCUGGUAUGUUGGCAGUUAAGAUGGUCAAAUGCCCCAAUGGCUAGUGCUACAAUAAGCAUCAAAUCCCCCACCUACCAGUGACAUUUCCAAAAUAAAUAUGUCAUUAAACACAACUGAAAUUCUACAUCUGAAGUCUCAGAAAGCUGUCUUACAGAGGCUUGUUCAUUUCAAUAAAAUUGUUGUAUUUCCAGAAAGCCUGCAUUUAUUGCGCUUUUUCAAAGGCUCUCAAAUGCUCCAACAAAACAGUGAAUAUAGGGGCAAUGACCUGUGAGUGCAGUGCACAUGCUGAAUACGGAAAGAAUUAUGAAGUCCUUUUGCUUGCUUUUGGUCCACUGCCCAACUGGGUGGUCCUCAUUUUGGGUUAAAUUCCCCACUUUACAGAGCAAAACUCCGGUCAAAUCCCUACGGUAUGACCAGGGGGGAUGGGUGGUUUUGGAAUUGACUGGUACAUUGUAGCGCCAGUUUAACUAGUGUGACUAUAUAGUUGCUGCUAGUCAUAACAUUCCCAUCUUCCUCUGAUCCCUUACAAGCUGUUCCUCCAAGUUUUGAGCAUGGUCUUGUACUACUACAUGCAGCUAUUUUGACCUGAGGGAAAGGGAUCACAAUCAAAAUGUGGGUGAUUGUGUAGGCAAAAGAAAGGAAAUCAGGUAGUAAAGUAAAAGUCACAAAACCAGACAGCACUAUGUUGCAGAGCCUUUGAUGUAUUUUACCUUUUGCAUAAAAAAUAGCCUAAGAAAACAGCUGACAUUUGGCGAUGCCGCCACUGGUUUCCCGGCCAAAUGACGUCUGAGAAACAUGUGCAGAAAUUCCAUACUGAUGACACGUUGUUACCCAGAUGUGGGUAGUGCUUCUGAUUAGUUGAAUCAAAUUUCCCACGCAGCACGACCAAUCAGAAGCACUAACCAGAUCUGGGUAGUUAAUCAUCAUCAGUAUGGAAUUUCUGUGAUUGUUUCUCAGAUGUCAUUUGGCAGGGAAACCAGUGGCAGUGUUGCCAAAUGUUGGCUGUUUUCUCAGAUUAGAUAAAAACUCCUGUGUCGGAGGUUGAUUUUUAAUAGUUCAAUUUGUUUGAAACCCAAGUGGCAAAACUAUGGCCUCCGAGGCAGAAUGUGUCAAAGUUACUGUACAGUAGUGCUUAUUGUGAAGCCUCCCCAUGGAUGUGUCGGUUUGUUUUUCAUUAACUGUACAGUAUAUUCUGACAUUGAACUUGCUGAAGCCAUGGGUAAAGAGAUUUGAUGCAAAUGAGCAAUGUCAGUCUUGUAAACUGUAAACCUGUAAACCUGUAAAAAAACUGUAAACAUAAAAUAAUUAAUUUGAUAUGAACCAAUAUUAAAAGAGUAUGUGUAAGAGUUGAAGACAUAUUUCAAGCUAUUUUAGAUGACCUAAAUGUCAAAAUUAUCUUCCCAAGGGAGCAUGUCUACAGCUUCCCUUGUAUGCUCAUUCCACAGUGUUCAGGGCCAGAUUCCAGCUGAUAGUCUGAUUACCGCUUAACUCCAGGAGUUAAUUUUAAUCCUUGAGGUUGCACUUUGUGUUGUCAUAACUGGAUCUAGGAGUUUUGCAUUAACAUUGUAGACAGAAAAAUUUCCUUAAAAUUUGUCUUAACCCUGGGUUUUAAUUUACUAUACUUUGAGAAACUGGGCUUGGUUCAAUAGGAAGAAAGACUAUAGAAAAAAUUACAACCCAAUUGCAGCUAGUCCACCCUUUUGUAUAUAAACCUUACCACAGAAAUGACAAAGUAAAAUUUGCAAGUUUGCCAUUUUUUCUCUGGGUCAGUUGUAUCAGAAAAUUAAACACUCUAAUACAAAUAAAGCAUUCUUGUUUCUCUUUAGCAACAAAGUGUCUUGCCAGCUUUACACAAGGUUGUUACAGACAUUUGAGGCUCACUACUGUCAAGCUGUUGAUAAUCAGGAACCUGGUCAAGGUACUACUUUAAAAUAAAUGUUGUGUUAUAUGAUCGGCUGAUUUGCAGCAAUUUUAUUGAUACAGUGCAGCCCAGUCAAGCAAUCCAAGAAAAACAACAUUUUAAACUUGAUUAUUUCUACAUAUGAGGAAUUAAAAAUUCAUUAAUGAUUCUGACCAGAGUUGAAUUCUGAAUUGAGUUUGACUUGCCUUGUAUUUUUUGUUCUGUUUGUAAUUUGUUGUUUUCCUUCAUCCAGUGGCCAAAAUAUUGCUAAAUAUGCUUUUAGAAUAGGGUAAUGAAGUUUUGAAUGUAUGAAAAUUAUGUAUGUGAACUGUGGAGAGAAGAAUUAAAUGAAGGAUGAUCAUCGCAGUUAUAUAUGCAACUUUUGCAGUUGCAAAAGAAAGCCUGCAAACAAUUGAGGCUUGUGCGGGAUUUGAACCCUUGACCUCUACAAUACCAGUGCAGCGCUCUACCAAAAAAAAGCCAACUAUGAGCAGGUUGUUGAAUUUGUUCGUUAUAAACCUGUGAAAGGAUGACGAUGAAGUUUUGAAUAUGUGAAAAUCAUAUAUGUGUCAAAGGAUGAUCAUCGCAGUUAUAUACGCAACUUUUGCAGUUGCAGGCUUGUACAAGAUUCAAACCCUUGACCUCUGCAAUACAAACAAACUUGUUAGCUUAAUUGGUAGAGCACUGCACCGGUAUGCAGAGGUCAAGGGUUUGAAUCCCGUACAAGCCUGAAUUUUUUUCAGGCUUUCUUUUUGCAACUGCAAAAGUUGCAUAUAUAACUGUGAUGAUCAUCCUUCAUUUAAGAAUAGGAUAAUGAGGCAAUAAAAAAAGAAGACAAGAGAAAAAGAAAAGUGAAUCACCACUGGUCACCCAACCAGUUCCCACUCACUUGAAUCGCAUUACUUGAGUUGAGCUAUUCACAAGGAGUUUUGCAAGGAUUUGCAAGACAAGUAUUGCUAGUUAUUAAGUUAAUUUAUUCAGACCUUUUUAGGUUAGUUAAAGAAAAGCAAUGUUAGUAAACCAAUUUUAUAGUUUCUUCUUUUGUAGAUAGUUUAUGCAACUUAGCUACUGACAUUUAGGGUAUAGUCCUUAAUGUUGAAAUAAAUUAAUUCACACGUACAUGUACCAUUACCUCAUAAUGAGUCUAAAAUUCAUUUCCCUAGGCUUAAAUAAUUUUGCUGAAACAGUGUUAGCUCUUGUCUCUGGUUGCCGAAAUGGUAAGUUGUUGGUGUAUUUAAGUAUUGGGCAGCUUCCUUCAGAGAAUGCAUGAUAUGAUAUGCUUUGCGAACAGAAGAGAAAGCAAACUAAACUGUUGUUGUGGCUAGUGCUAGUCUGCUACACAGCCGUUUUUAGUGUCGUCACGCAAUGCUCCUCCCCACAAACGGCUGCUGAAAACCGAACUACAUUCCUUUCCCUUUGUGUUUGUGGUCUAACGAACAAGCCAAUCAUGCACAAGAAGUUUGACAAUACGUGAGCCGCGGGGCGCUAGGAAGCGAGCACGCUUCUCAGUUUUCCACAAAUCAAUCAAUCGUCGCUGAAUUUAGACGGGCUCUGUGUUUUCAAGCAACGAAAAGGUUAAUUUGCAAAAAAGUUUGUUUUAAGCGGUCAAGUGAAAGAAAGGUUUGAUAGGCCUAGCAGACUUUUACCAGGAUCGGUUGGUUCUUCAUUUAAUGUGCAUAUGUACUGAUAUGUGAUGAAGAAUUUAAAUGUGCCGGAUGUGCUCAUUGUGUUCCUGUGAAUACUAAACUCUCAAGGGUACUGAUUCAAAAAACAAUCUUUUAAAUUAUCGAUGAGCGAUUUCCCGAACUAUACCUGGCAACUUUAUGAGCACAUCCAUGUUGUGCAUCGCAAUUUGCUCGACUUGCUUGCUGCUGGUGCUUAUCUCCUAAAUUUUAAAUAGGACUCGACUACGACAACACUAUUCUAGUUAAUUGCUUGUUUUCACGCGACGUUUUGAUUAUUCUGUCAUUCACACAUGGGGCACUGAUAAAAGCAAAACUGUUAUUGGAGGAGUCACAGUACCGCAAACGUGGCGCGAACACUUUCCAGGAAAUGGGAGCUGAAUUAUAAUUGUCUAAUCACGGGAAAGGAAUGUAGUUCGGUUUUCAGCAGCCGUUAGUGGGGAGGAGCGUUGCGUGAUGACACUAAAAACGGCUGUGUAGCAGACUAUGGCUAGUGCAUGCUAUCAUUAAUUUUUUGUCUGCUUCCUAACAAGUUAUCUGACAUCAGAUAAUUACCAGGUAUUUGGUUAAUUUUUCAUUAUCUACAUGUAGUUAGGUUUUCUAACAAAUCAAAGAACAUCAUUUGUUGUCCAAGAAAUUUCCAAAAUGAAUGACAACACCUAUGACCAAAAUCUGUCAGUGGGCUUUACUAAGACAGCUGGAGUCUGGCAGUUUCACUUUGUCUGCUGCAACUCUCAAUCUAGCUCAUCUCAGUGCUUCAAUUUAUGAGAUUCCUGGAAUUUGUCCCACCCACUGUGACCUGUGUGAUUUUACCUAUUGUACCUUGCAAUUGAAUUAUUUUAAUAUGGCAUGAUGGAAUCCCAAUUACUGUGAACAAGAUAACAUUUUUUGGAAAUUAUGGUAAGGAUGAAAGAAAUAUUGAGAAAAAACAGAAGACAUAAUAGCAACUUUUUGUCUUCAUAAUUUUAUUUUCACAGAGAGUCAGAAUUGGAGCUCAGGAUUGUCUUUGGAAUGUUUACAAACCCUUCCC